CUUCUUCUCCUGCCAUCAACUAGUUAGCAUACACUUGGUCGUCCUAUAAUAAUAACUACUACAUAUACACAGUCCUAGUGUAUCUAUUCUAGUCCAAACGACAAGUCAGACAGCUGACAGACGGCUUCGGAAAGAACCAAAAGAUACACCCAUACAUCCAACCUCCCUCCUUCUUAACCUCACACUUGAUCAAUCAGGGAUAUUUGUAACCCACCCGAUCCCGUCCGUCAAGUCUCUCGUCGGUCUGGAGACUCAUCGUCAUGAGCGCGACCAACAAAGACACAUCUUCCAGUACCACCCCUCAAUUCAUCGCCGCCCUCGUCACCGGUCUCAUCGUCGUCGGUGCUCUAACCGCAUUAUGGGCAGUUUUACAUGGCAAGAAGAACUAUAGAAAAGUCUUUCAACCUAGAGUCCUCCUUGCUCCAGAGGCGAAAAGACCUCAUGAAUUACCUUCCAAUCCGAUAGGGUUUUGGAAGACUGUGUUGAGGACACCGGAUACGGAUAUCAUCAUUGCGAAUGGUCUCGAUGCGUAUUUCUUCGUCAGGUUUUUGAAAGUUUUUGGAUUACAGAUGCUCGUUCCAUAUGUUGUCUUGACCAUUAGCGUAUGUGUUGGAGUCUCGGCGGCGAAACCCAAUGCUGGCCAGUCAGGUCUGAACAAACUCACUUUCGGUAACGUUGCUCUCGACAAGCAAGUCCGACAUGUCGCCCAUUUCGUCGUUUCCGUGGUCCUCAUCUUUUGGACCAUGUUCCUCAUCUGGAGAGAAUACAACCACUACGUCGAGAUGCGUCAGCAAUGGAUGACGUCGCCUCAACAUCUCACCCUCGCUCGUUCCCGUACCGUGGCACUCACCAACGUUCCCGACGGUAUCAACUCUGAAACCGGCAUGAAAGAGCUGGCAGGUACCGUCGCCCAACUCACUGGUCGCAACCAAGCCAAUGCUUCCGCAUCCCGUAUCAGCGAUGCUACAUAUGUCGCUCAACCUCAAAAGGGAGGAGAACUCGGCGCUGCCGGCGGAGUACGAUCCGUCUGGCUCACUCGUAAAGUCAAAGAGGUCGAAAAAGUUUGGGAGGAAAGGGAUAACGAAUGUAUGCGAUUGGAGGGUGGUGUGGCCAAACUGGUAAAAUUAGGCAACAAGAACUAUCGCAAAGGUAAAACACCAGAGAAGAAAGGCACAUACGACGCUGAAAAUUCCACACACAUGGUCGACCGAUUCGUUCUGGCCAAGAAACGUCCCACUUGGAAGCAAGGCCUUCUCGGGUUGAUUGGUAAAAAGAUGACUCUCGACACGUCCCCGAUAUACAUCAAAGAACACAACGAUCUUCUCGCUACCCUCCGUGCCAAGGAGGACGAGCUGCCUCAAGGAAACACCACCUUUGUCCGUUUUGGCUCUCAAGCGGAGGCUCACGCGUUUGCAAAGCUUGCAUCAAGUACCCCAGGCAAUAAGUUGGUUCAGACUAGUAUCGAGGUCGUGCCGGAAGAUGUUCAAUGGAGCAACAUCUCUUUGAAUCCGUAUGAAAGGAAAGUCAGGACCAUGAUUUCUUGGGCACUUACCAUCGGGCUCAUCAUCGUCUGGGCCCCCAUUAUCACUUUCGUCGGCAUGGUCAGCAACGUCGAUUCGCUGUGUCAAAAAGCCUCUUGGUUGGCAUGGCUUUGCACCAUUCCUCCCGCCGUAUUGGGUAUCAUCAAGGGUAUCUUGCCCCCUGUCUUGUUCGCUGUGGUCUUUAUGGUUUUGCCUAUCAUAUUGAGGAUUUUCAUCCGACUUCAAGGCGAAGUCCGUAAGAGCGAUAUCGACCUGAAACUCUUCUCUCGAUUCUGGCUGUUCCAAGUCAUCCACGGGUUCCUUAUCAUCACCCUCGCCUCUGGUCUCAUCAACUCGCUCAGUCAUUUGGGUAACACCGCUAACUCCGUCCCUACACUUUUGGCCCAAAACCUUCCCGGUGCAUCCGUCUUCUUCCUCACCUUCUUCCUCACUGCCACUUUCUCAUCCGCUGCUCAAUCGUACUCUCGAGUCAAGCCGUUUGUCUUUUACCUCCUUCGAGGUAUCUUGGCCGGUGGCACUCCCAGGAAGUUUUACUUUAGCGAGUACAAAAUGGGAUCCUUCGCCUGGGGAACUGCUUGGCCUCCAGUCUGUCUCCUCGUCUGUCUUACUGUUGUCUACUCUGUCAUACAACCAAUCAUGUGUGUAUUGGCCAUUGUCGCUUUCGCUCUCAUGUACGCCGCAUGGUCUUACAUUCUCAUGUGGACCGCCGAUCAGCCCGACGCUCUCGAGACAGGAGGACAAUAUUACAUCAAGGCUUUGCGAACGGUCUUUGUUUCGCUAUACAUUGAGGAGAUUUGUCUGGCGGGAUUGUUCUUCUUGUCCAAGGAUCAGAACAACAAGCUGCCCAAGUCGGCUACUGCAUGUGGGGCCCUCAUGAUCGUCAUGAUCGUUCUCACCGCUCUCUUCCAAGCUUACAUUGACUGGCGUGCCUUCCCCAAGUCGUACCUCUACUACGUUCACGCCUCAACUUCUCGCACAGCCACCGAAUCCAAGCUCGGUGCCGUUCAAACCGCCACUUCGGAAGAGUACGAUACCGCUGGCCCGGAAUACGGCAACACUUCUGGUUUCCAUGAACGCGCCUUUGACCAUCCGGCAUUGUGGAAGAAACAACCCUGUGUUUGGAUCGCCAAUGACCCAUUGGGCAUUGGCAAGUUUGAAGCCGAGAGGAUCAACGAAGUGGGCGUGGAGGCGAGUACGGCAUUUGCAAGCAUGGAUGACAAGGGGAAAUUGCACGUGGAGAGGAGCCCUCCUGAUGAAGCCUGGUACGGUGGAUUCACCUCGUGAGUGAGGGAUGGGUUGGUUGGAUGUACUGUAUAUACACACGAUUAGGAGAGAUCUUUGGUGGGUUGGUUAAUAUAUACCGGUUUUGUGGAGAUGCAUAAUGUGAUGUUGAG
Molecule: messenger RNA, 2935 nt
Organism: Tremella mesenterica DSM 1558
Lineage: Eukaryota; Fungi; Basidiomycota; Tremellomycetes; Tremellales; Tremellaceae
Exons: 11
Coding region: 261-2825 (854 amino acids)
Cellular component (GO): plasma membrane
Molecular function (GO): calcium-activated cation channel activity
Source: RefSeq, a predicted model, not a curated record